AUGGGAAAACGACGUAAUAAGAACAAGGCCAAUCAAGAAGAUUUUGCUGUUUUCUCCUCCGUUUCAAACAAAACUGUGAUAGAAGUGGAUAGUGAUGACAGUGAUGAUGCAUCCUGUAUUACACAUUUGACAAUGGAUUUUGAUACGCGUAGCGCCGUUGAGGAGGAUCUGACUGAUACAGUAAUUCCUUCCGAUCAGCUGUAUGGUUUUCUUGAUAAGGCUACCAACAAAAACGUAUCCAUCCGUUUGGCUGCAAUGGGUAAUAUCAAAACCCUGUUAACUGAACGAUAUAUAGCUGUGGAUCUCGAGAAAUGGAUUUCUACCUUAAUAGAUAUUAUUGAUAAAGCGUUACGAAAAACUGAUGAGGAAGCAAAAAUUGCUGCUUCUUUAUCUGCUCUGAUUUCCAUCCAGUUGGGAGAAAAGAUUGCCAGUGAAAUAGAACCGGUCGUUAGUUUUUUAUGCCAAUUGUGCAUUGAUCCAGCUCGAAACAUUAGGUUGCGUAGCCAGUGUGCGCGUUCGGUGGCUCUUUGUACGUUCUUGUGCGUAGAACAGCCAACAUCGGUCCUUGCAACUGCUGAUACACUACGGUCUAUUUGGUUUACUGCGAAAUCAAGCGCUGCUUCUGUAAAGCUGUUUUGCGCAGCUUUAUCAGGGUGGUCUCUACUGAUCCAUCAACGGGGACGAGAAGCUUUGAGAGCUGCAUUACUAGAUGAACCCAAGUUGUCUACGUUUCUUGAUGGCACACAGGUGGAAAUGAGAAUAAGUGCGGGUAAAGCUUUGGCAGUUUUGCAUGAAGCUGCCGUAUUGACAUUCGGUGAUAAAUAUCGAUUUCCCAACCAGCAGCAUCUUCUGGAUGUCUUUGCGAAUUUGACAACCGAUUCAUUGAAAUUUCGAGCCAAAAAAGAUCGGAAAAUACAGAAGCUCACGUUCAGGCAAAUGUAUGCAUCCAUAAAGGAACAAGAAGCUCCGGUGUUUGAUGUAAAAUUUGGUGAUGAAAUACUGAGUAUAAAAUCUUGUCGAAAGAAACUCUUGUAUGAAUUUAUAUGUGGCGUUUUACAUGGCAGCAUAAAUUCGCAUCUCAAAAUGAAUCCGAUUUUAAGAGAACAGUUCGAUUUAGGACCAAUAGCUGAAAUAUUUCCAGCGAAAAUGGAAAAAAUGCGACGGGCUGCCAUACAAAAUGCAAUCAACAAAACAAGGGAUUUGCAACGGUUAAAGCAGAGGGAUAAGCGCAUCGUAUACUAA
Molecule: messenger RNA, 1242 nt
Organism: Loa loa (African eye worm)
Lineage: Eukaryota; Metazoa; Nematoda; Chromadorea; Rhabditida; Onchocercidae
Exons: 9
Coding region: 1-1242 (413 amino acids)
Source: RefSeq, a predicted model, not a curated record